Molecule: messenger RNA, 1059 nt
Organism: Phragmites australis (common reed)
Lineage: Eukaryota; Viridiplantae; Streptophyta; Magnoliopsida; Poales; Poaceae
Product: probable glutathione S-transferase GSTU6
Exons: 2
Coding region: 123-830 (235 amino acids)
Biological process (GO): glutathione metabolic process
Cellular component (GO): cytoplasm
Molecular function (GO): glutathione transferase activity
Source: RefSeq, a predicted model, not a curated record
UGUAUUCAUUUGGGCCUAACUCUAUAUAUACGGCCUGCCUCCUCCCUCUUCAUACACCAAGAACCCAACGAAAACACAAGCAACAUUCUUAGUUAGAGACUUGAGACCUUGAGGCAUCAGCAAUGGCAGGAGGAGACGAGCUGAAGCUGCUCGGCAUGUGGGCGAGCCCGUUUGUGCUGCGGGUGCAGCUCGCGCUCAGCCUCAAGGGCCUGAGCUACGAGUACGUCGAGGAAGACCUCAAGAACAAGAGCGAGCUCCUCCUCAAGUCCAACCCUGUCCACAACAAGGUCCCGGUGCUGCUCCACAACGGGAAGCCUAUCUGCGAGUCAUCGAUCAUCGUGCAGUAUAUUGACGAGGCCUUCUCCGGCACCGGCCCGUCCCUAAUUCCCGCCGACCCUUAUGAGCGCGCUCUUGCUCGUUUCUGGGCCGCCUACGUCGACGACAAGAUGUUGGCCGCUUGGAACCAGUCGUCGAGGGGCAAGACGGAGGAGGAGAGGGCGGAGGGGAAGAAGCAGUCGGCCGUCGCAGUGGAGAACCUGGAGGGAGCACUGAGGGAGUGCGGCAAGGGGAAGCCCUUCUUCGGCGGCGACAGCGUCGGGUACGUGGACGUCAUGCUCGGCGGCCUCCUCGGGUGGGUGCGUGCAGCAGAGGAGUUGCAGGGCGUCAAGCACUUCGACCCCGCCAGGACCCCGCUCCUGGCGGCGUGGGCGGAGAGCUUCGGCGCGCUGGACGCGAUCCGGCCGGUCAUGCACGACGUGAACAGGCUGGUCGAGUUUGGCAAGAUGUUGCAGGCCCGUCAAGCGGCUGCGGCCGCCGGUGCAGGCAACUGAAGUGACCUCUUGAUGGCAGAUGUGCCAUGUGUUCUAGCUUUUGUUGGAAAGGAAAAUAAGCCGUGUUGGUAUUGGUGAGUUUGCAUGGAGCCGUUGUGCAAUGAGUGUUGCCGUGGAUAUGUCUCGUGUACCCUCAGAAUUCAGAUUUAAACUUUUGGUUCCACAAGUAUUUAUGCAACAAUUGUUUUGGGUAAUUGUUACAUUGCGUGAAUAUAAGUGGUUUCGUGUA